AUGGAUGAGAUGAUUAAUGAUAUUUUCAGAGAGGUUAUAGGAGGUUCAAGCUCCGAAGCAGAAGAACUUCGAAAUGGUCCUGAUGAGAGUGCUAAAAAGUUUUAUAAAUUGUUAGAGGAUGCACGAGAAGAAUUAUAUCCAGGCUGUAAGGAUUUUUCUGUGCUUUCAUACACAGUGCGACUCUAUCUACUUAAAUGCCUUAACGGGUGGAGCAAUUCUUCUUUCGAUGGGUUGAUGAAGCUUCAAUGUGUUGCCUUUCCAUUUGCAAAGCUUCCCACUUCUUUUCAUCAUGUUAAAAAAAUGGUGAAGAACCUUGGACUUAAUUACAAACGAAUUGAUGUGUAUCCUAAUGAUUGUAUGUUGUAUUGGAAAGAACGUGCAAAUGACAAGUCUUGCCAUGUUUGUAAAGCUUCUAGGUGGAAGUUAAAUGAGAAGCAAAAAGAGGAAGAUGCAUUGCCUGACGAAGGAGUUCCUGCAAAAGUUCUGCGUUACUUUCCUCUUAAACCUCGUCUACAAAGGUUGUUCAUGUGCUCUAAGACGGCUGAACUCAUGACAUGGCAUGAAACUGAUCGCAAGAAAGAUGACAAAUUAAGGCAUCCUGCUGAUGGACAAGCUUGGAAAGAUUUCGAUGUUGCACAUCCUCAAUUUGCAAGUGAUUUUCGAAAUGUAAGGCUGGGUCUUACCACUGAUGGUUAUAACCCAUUCAGAACUAUGAGUGUGUCAUAUAGUAUUUGGCUUGUUGUUUUAUCCAUUUAUAAUUUGCCUCCUUGGUUAUAUAAUAAGUCCGAGUACAAUAUCAUUUCUUUGAUUGUACCUGGUCCUUCUUCUCCAGGCUAUGACAUUGAUGUUUACUUGCAACCAUUAAUCGAGGAAUUGAAGGAGUUAUGGGAAGUAGGAGUUGACACAUAUGAUGCUGUGAAAGAUGAAACAUUUUCUUUAAAGGCAGCCUUGUUAUGGACAAUCAGUGACUUCCCUGCUUAUGCAAUGUUGUCCGGAUGGAGCACCAAAGGAGAAUUUGCCUGCCCGAAUUGCAAUCAUAAGACUUGGUCCAAAUACCUGAAGUAUAGCAAUAAAAUGUGUUACAUGGGACAUCGUAGCUCUUUGAAAGAAAAUCAUCCAUGGCGUCGUAAUAAGAGAGCUUUUGAUGGUAAUGUAGAGACAAGGCCUCCUCCUCCUGCUAGAUUCUCAGUUUGGGAAAACUCAAAAGAAGGGCAGAAAGAAAUUUCCUUGGAAGAAGAAAUCAAUUUUCUUUGA
Messenger RNA from Chenopodium quinoa (quinoa), 1254 nucleotides. RefSeq lists its product as uncharacterized. The record is from RefSeq and is a predicted model, not a curated record. The coding region runs from base 1 to 1254 and encodes 417 amino acids. NCBI's taxonomy places the organism in Eukaryota, Viridiplantae, Streptophyta, Magnoliopsida, Caryophyllales, Amaranthaceae. The transcript is spliced from 2 exons.